AUGGCAGAACCAAAUCCAUUUAUUGUUACAGAAAAUGAAUUAAAAUAUCAUCAAACAAUUACAAAUGGACGAAAUAAACUUCAUGUUGAAAUGAAUCAAUUAUUAUUAACACCUGGUCUUUCUGUACCAUAUGAAUUACCAUUUGCUCUUUUAACAAAAAUUCCUAAUGAAAUAAAAACAACGGAUUAUAUUAAUGCUAUUAUUCAUCUUUAUCGUGGUGAAUUAGGUCGACAAAUAGCUUAUAGAAUUCGUCUCGAUACUACAACAAAUUGGGCUGUUACAACAACGGCUGGUCUCACCGUAUUAUCAUUAGGUCAAGAAGAAAUUCCCCAUUAUUUUCAUAUAUUAAUUGCAUUUUUUUUACUCUUAUUUUGUUUAAUUGAAUCAAGACGUUAUAGUUAUUAUGCUGUUAUUCAAUAUCGUGUUCAACAAAUAGAAAAAGGUUUUUAUGGACAAUAUAUAUUUGGACCAGAACGUAAUGAAAAUGGUCAAAUUAAAAAUAUUCAAUAUGAAAAUGAACAAUCAAAAAUAUUGCCAAAUCCUGCAUUAUGGAUGUGUGCAUUACAACAAUCUCUAUUACAUCCUCAUAAAAUUCAUUUACAACAUAUAUGGAACGGUUUUCAGAUAAGAAUGAAACGAGUUUAUUAUCCAUUAUUAUUAGGCACUUAUGUUGGAUGGGUAAUUAAAUUAUUUAUUUCACAUCAUAAAUUUAAUGAUAAAGGUCAUACACAUUUGGCAAUAUCGAUUGGUUGUUUAAUGAUUGUACUAAGUUUAUUUUUAUAUUAUAUUGGACCAUGUAUAGGAAAUUAUAAACAAUUGAAAUAUAUGGGAGAAAUUGAUAGAUGUUGGUCAAAAUCAUCAUUAUUAAAAAUUUUAUGCAAUAAAUAUGAAGGAGGAGGCAAAUUAAAACAUGAAUUAGAUGUGUAA
Messenger RNA from Didymodactylos carnosus, 927 nucleotides. NCBI's taxonomy places the organism in Eukaryota, Metazoa, Rotifera, Eurotatoria, Philodinida, Philodinidae. The record is from the annotation of a GenBank genome assembly.